Molecule: messenger RNA, 2944 nt
Organism: Piliocolobus tephrosceles (Ugandan red Colobus)
Lineage: Eukaryota; Metazoa; Chordata; Mammalia; Primates; Cercopithecidae
Gene: NPL
Product: N-acetylneuraminate pyruvate lyase
Exons: 14
Coding region: 509-1471 (320 amino acids)
Biological process (GO): carbohydrate metabolic process
Molecular function (GO): N-acetylneuraminate lyase activity
Source: RefSeq, a predicted model, not a curated record
CCGAUGGGCAGUUGGGGUGUCUCCGCACGCCUCGGAAACAGCAGCCCAAACCUCACAACGCAGAACCACGAGAUAGCGGGGAUUGCAAAGCCCUGCGCAAAAGAAGGAAAAUUAAGACGCAGCGGAGCCCAGGAGGUGUCCGCAAGCGGGAAGGACUGGCCUGCAGAAGAGGCAGGGAGAAGUUUGCACUCAGCGUGGCGCGGGUGAGCGGCGUGCUCUCGGGCACCCGGCUGCCAGUUCGGAUGCUCCCGAUCCUCGGGGAGCGGGGGCGCUGCGCCGGAGUCACUUCAGCCCACGUUGUUCAGGUGACACCGGGGAAGAGCAGACUCCAGCUAUACCUGCUGGAAUGGAUAAAGUGAGCUUUAAAAGCUGGUCAGACUGAAAAGAUUGAAGUGAGAGAACCACAGGAACAAAGGCAAGCAGACAGACAGUGAAAGAAGCGGAAACCGAAGCAGAAAGAGGUUACUUAAUGGGCUCAAGGUCACCUACCUGACCUACCAGCAGCUCAAUGGCCUUCCCAAAGAAGAAACUUCAGGGUCUUGUGGCUGCAACCAUCACGCCAAUGACUGAGAAUGGAGAAAUCAACUUUUCAGUGAUUGGUCAGUAUGUGGAUUAUCUUGUGAAAGAACAGGGAGUGAAGAACAUUUUUGUGAAUGGUACAACGGGAGAAGGCCUGUCCCUGAGCAUCUCAGAGCGUCGCCAGGUCGCAGAGGAGUGGGUGACAAAAGGGAAGGACAAGCUGGAUCAGGUGGUAAUUCACGUAGGAGCACUGAGCUUGAAGGAGUCACAGGAACUGGCCCAACAUGCAGCAGAAAUAGGAGCUGAUGGCAUCGCUGUCAUUGCACCAUUCUUCCUCAAGCCAUGGACCAAAGAUAUCCUGAUUAAUUUCCUAAAGGAAGUGGCUGCUGCUGCCCCUGCCCUGCCAUUUUAUUACUAUCACAUUCCUGCCUUGACAGGGGUAAAGAUUCGUGCUGAGGAGUUGUUGGACGGGAUUCAGGAUAAGAUCCCCACCUUCCAAGGGCUGAAAUUCAGUGAUACAGAUCUCUUAGACUUCGGGCAAUGUGUUGACCAGAAUCGCCAGCAACAGUUUGCUUUCCUUUUUGGGGUGGAUGAGCAACUGCUGAGUGCUCUGGUGAUGGGAGCAACUGGAGCAGUGGGCAGUACCUAUAACUACCUGGGAAAAAAGACAAACCAGAUGUUGGAGGCUUUUGAACGAAAGGACCUCUCUUUAGCCCUGAACUAUCAGUUUUGUAUCCAGAGAUUUAUCAACUUUGUGGUCAAACUAGGUUUUGGAGUGUCACAGACCAAAGCCAUCAUGACUCUGGUCUCUGGGAUUCCAAUGGGCCCACCCCGGCUUCCACUGCAGAAAGCCUCCAGGGAGUUUACUGAUAGUGCUGAAGCUAAACUGAAGAGCCUGGAUUUCCUUUCUUUCACUGAUUUAAAGGAUGGAAGCUUGGAAGCUAGUAGCUAGUGCCUCUCUAUCAAAUCAGGUUUUGUACCUUGAGACAUAAUCUACCUUAAAUAGUGCAUUCUUUUCUCAGGGAAUUUUAGAUGAACUUGAAUAAACUCUCCUAGCAAAUGAACUCUCACAUCAAUUGACAAGCAUUGAGGUACCUAUUGUGAGCCUUAAAAAGUCUUAUUUUGUGAAGGGGCAAAAACUCUAGGAGUCACAACUCUAAGUCAUUCAUUUCACAGAUUUUUUUGUGGAGAAAUUUCUGUUUAUACGGAUAAAAUGGAAUCAAGAGGAAAAUUGUAAUUGAUUAAUUCCAUCUGUCUUUAGGAGCUCUCAUCUCAAUUUCUGGUUCCUAAUCCUAUUUUAAAGUUGUCUAAUUUUAAACCACUAUAAUAUGUCUUCAUUUUAAUAAAUAUUCAUUUGGAAUCUAGGAAAACUCUGAGCUACUGCAUUUAGACAGGCACUUUAAUACCAAACUAUAACAUGUCUCAACUAUAUACGACUCGAAAUACACCAGCUCAUCUGGUUGCUCAGUCUAACUCUAGAAUGGAUGCUUUUGAAUUCAUUUCGAUGUCACCACUUUCCUCUCUUCAGAAACGUUGGGUCAGGUGAGGACUUGUUUCAGUUCCUAUAACUAAGUAAAGGGCAGCUUUCUCAUAACAAAGGAAAAGGUCUUCCCCAAAGAUGAAUUUAAGUCUCCACUUUUUGCUAUACAGAAAACUGAAAGUUUCAAAGAACCAAAGGGCUCUUCCUCUAGGCACCACAAUCUUCCCCUUUCUCCACUGCGAAGACUGUCUCUCCCACAGGACUCUAAAUUAUUGAAAUCAAAGGCUGACUUCCUUUCUGCAGUGAGCCUAGAGGCUACUGUUACUAUCCUGUCACAUUUGCAACCAGUUACUUUUCUUUAGUGAUAGAAGAUUUGGGGAGGACCCAAAGGACUCACAGCUUUCUCUCCAUACCUCCUUUUACUCUUUUCUUUCUGUGUAACAUAUCAACAACUGUUUAAUCUCCCUUCUAACAAACCUUGAUGUAAGCUUUCUGAUAUCAAAGUAUAUUGACAGUUAACUCUUACUGAUUUUAAACUUGACUAUCCAGUCUGUUAAUUACCUAAGAUUUUGUUUUCAUUUCAUCUCUAAUUGUUUUGGUCAUUGGCAGAGAAAGAGUAUUUGAAAUUCAUAUCAGUUUAGCUCCUUAUUUUAAUCUCUUUGAAUUAAAAAUAACACUUUUUCAAAAUGCAAAUUUGAAAUUAUAAGUAGACUUCAAUUAUCUUUGCUAAUCCUCUCUUUAAUUAGCUAGUUAAAAGUUGUUAUAUUUAUAUAUCCUCAACCCUCUUUUUGCCUUUUUAGCUGUUAAUUUCCUGAAAGAAGAAAAUGAGUUUUUUGUUAGUUUUUGGUUCUGAGGAUGUGAUAUCCUUACUUAAUGAUACUAAAGCCAAAUUUAAAUUUUAAAAUUAAUUCUUGGGUAUCCAAUAAACAAAGAACUAUUUUUCUA